This is a messenger RNA of Lachancea dasiensis, 1359 nucleotides long. Lineage: Eukaryota; Fungi; Ascomycota; Saccharomycetes; Saccharomycetales; Saccharomycetaceae. The record is from the annotation of a GenBank genome assembly.
AUGGGUUAUGUUUGGGACGAGACGUAUGAGCCCGCUACUGUAGCGUUCAUCCUGCUCGGGGCAGCGCUGGUAUUCAUCAUGGUGCCGGGGCUGGGUUUCCUGUACUCCGGACUGACGCGCAGAAAGUCAGCACUUGCUCAGAUAUGGAUUGUCCUGAUGGCAACACUUGUAGGCAUGGUCCAAUGGUAUUUCUGGGGGUACUCACUAGCGUUCUCAAAAACGUCACUUAAUCAUAAAUUCAUUGGAAACCUGGACUCGUUCGGGUUUCGAAACGUCUACGGGAAAAUCGACGAUGACAGCGAGUACCCGGAAAUCGCAUUUGCUGCUUUCCAAGGGCUGUUCUUGUGCGUCACCCUCAGUAUAAUCGCUGGGUGUACAGCGGAAAGAGGCAGGCUACUGCCACAUACAGUGUUCCUGUUCUGCUUUGCUACAUUGGUUUACUGUCCCGUUACGUAUUGGGUUUGGGCCGCGGAUGGCUGGGCCUAUAGAUGGGGCGUCCUGGACUGGGCUGGAGGCGGCCCUGUGGAAGCCUUGUCAAGUGUUGGCGGCUUUGUCUACUCGGCCUUCUUGGGCAAGCGCAAAGAAAAUCUUUUGAUUAAUUUUAGACCCCAUAAUGUGUCCAUGGUGACCCUAGGAACAUCUCUACUGUGGUUCGGUUGGCUGGGUUUCAACGCAUGCACGUCUCUGACUCCGAACUUGAAGUCCGCGUACGCCUUCAUGAACACCAAUUUGAGUGCUGCCGUCGGGGGUAUGACCUGGUGCUUACUGGAUUACAGACUCGAGAAAAAAUGGUCAACUGUUGGUCUAUGUUCGGGGAUCAUCUGUGGGCUAGUUGCUGCUACUCCUAGUUCCGGCUGCAUCACCCUUUAUGGUUCCAUCAUCCAAGGCAUUGCGGCAGGUGUUGUCUGUAACUUUGCCACUAAGAUCAAGUACUAUCUCAAAGUCGAUGACUCCAUGGAUAUCUUAGCAGAGCACGGGAUUGCUGGUGUCGUGGGUCUUUUUUUCAACGGCUUGUUUGCUGCUGACUGGGUAGUGGGUAUGGAUGGUGUAACUGACCAUGACGGUGGCUGGGUCACCCACAACUACAAACAAAUGUACAAACAAAUUGCUUACAUCGCUGCUGUUUACGGAUACGGUAUUGUAGUCACGGCGCUCAUUUGCUUUGUUAUUGACAAGAUCCCUGGCCUCGCACUGAGGGCCACGGAAGAGGCAGAACAGCAAGGUUUGGAUGAGGACCAAAUCGGCGAGUUUGCAUACGAUUACGUCGAAGUUAGAAGAGACUACUUUUCAUGGGGGGUGAACAACCCGGAUAGUUUGACAGAGGACAACGAGUCGCAUCCACAAGAGGAAAAGCAUUGA